Pundamilia nyererei is the source of this 1341-nucleotide messenger RNA. RefSeq names its product transmembrane protein 109 (gene tmem109). The coding region runs from base 281 to 832 and encodes 183 amino acids. The transcript is spliced from 3 exons. The record is from RefSeq and is a predicted model, not a curated record. Gene Ontology annotation, biological process: intrinsic apoptotic signaling pathway in response to DNA damage by p53 class mediator; cellular response to gamma radiation. NCBI's taxonomy places the organism in Eukaryota, Metazoa, Chordata, Actinopteri, Cichliformes, Cichlidae.
UUUCAUGUUGCAUGCAGCUGCACACUCGUCCCAGCAGGGGGCAGACGUCCUUCAUCAUUCAUACGGACUUUUUCCACAUCCUGCUGGAAAAACUUGACCGCGGUAAAGUUGUGUACUUGUAGCUGGAUGUAGUUUCCUUUGUAGUUCUUCGGAGUAGACAGUGUGAUUAAGAAGCAGUGCUCACGGAAGCUGCUCACGGAAGCUGCUCACGGAAGCGUUUUUGGCGGGCUUUGUGCUCUCAGUUUAGGGGGAGACGGAGUUUGAGACUCUACCAGAGACCAUGCAGCAAGUCCGGGACACCCUGGCUGACUUGGCCGAGCAGGGCACGACCUACCUGGGCAGGCUGGUGCAGAAGGCUUUCUCUCAGGUCCUAGCUGUGGUUGCAGGCAGCGUGGCCGGUGCUCUCAAUGUCCUGCUGCACUACGUCUCCCAGUUACUGCAGGCCUCUGGGAUCCAAGUUAGCCUUCCUACCAACAAAGUGACCCCAGAGGGCCUGAUCUUCGUCAUUCAGUGGGUCCUCGCAGCUCUCAUCUGCUACUGGCUGAUUUCUCUUGCCUUCCGAUUGGUUGCCUCCACUCUGAUGUGCGCCCUGUGGUUUCUGAAAGUCGGAGUCGCUUUAACCUGUUUUGUGCUCAUCCUGAGCGACUACAACGUGGGCACGGAGGCGAUGGCCAUCCGACUGGCUGUCCUGCUGUGUGUCUGCGUCCUGCUGAACGUCGGGACUCGGGGAAGUUCCAGUGCGGCUAAUCAAACUGCUCGCCUCGAGAAGCAGGUGAAGAUCCUGGAGAGACGGCUGAGGGAGAUGGAGAGGUGGACGAGGACAGAAGAGUGACGGAGAGAAUCUUCUGACAGCCAAGUCAAACGACAGUCGCCCGAGGAUCUCUGCAUUUAGGAUCGUUCUUCAAAUUCACAGAAAGCACGGCACAUUCCCAACAGACUGCUGAGCGGGAGCAGAUCGAGCUCGUAGACGAGUUGAUUGGAUGCAGCUCCCUCCCAGAUACGCCCACAUAUUUGGAUGAAGUUUAAUGAAAAACACUUUCUCCUCUUCCACCGUUCCUCUCCCAGAGCCCAGUGCCUCACCCCAACUUCUGUUAGAUUUGCCCUGCGAGCAGCAGCUGGUGGAGGCGCUCGUUACACCAGCAGCUGCAUUGACUGGCUCUGGCUCCUCUACGUGUGGUCCUGUCAGAUCACAGAGGCGUUUUCUUCUCACUGAAUGUAGUUGCACUUCAGCUGCAGUGAAUCAGGAGGAGGUGCAGGACAAGCUGACACAUCGAUCAGGUGAUGGACUCCUAAUCUCAGGCCUGUUUUCAGUCAUUCCACUAAUAAAUAACUUUUCAAAAA